Rhipicephalus sanguineus (brown dog tick) is the source of this 1716-nucleotide messenger RNA. Its product is annotated as beta-hexosaminidase subunit beta. The record is from RefSeq and is a predicted model, not a curated record. Gene Ontology annotation, molecular function: beta-N-acetylhexosaminidase activity. Gene Ontology annotation, cellular component: membrane. Lineage: Eukaryota; Metazoa; Arthropoda; Arachnida; Ixodida; Ixodidae. The transcript has 13 exons. The coding region runs from base 1 to 1716 and encodes 571 amino acids. Gene Ontology annotation, biological process: glycosaminoglycan metabolic process; carbohydrate metabolic process; ganglioside catabolic process.
AUGCGACCGCUGAUGUCUGGCUGCCUCACUGGAACGCUCCUGCUCCUUCUCCACGCAUUGUCCGCGGAAGCUUUCAUUACCUACCUGGAGGUUCGCCUGCCGCUCGAAGUUGUAACCGGCUACAAGUGUCCUGCACGCCGACUGUCGCAGGGACAACCCUCUCCCCGUGGCUCCGUGUGGCCCGAGCCGCAGCUCGUCGUGCCUUCGAAGCUGCAGAGGCACGUGGCGGCGAAUUCGUUUCGCAUCACGACAAACGACGCGGGCACGCCCGAGUGCGACGUGCUGGCCAAGGCGAAGGCUCGCUACGCCACGCUGCUCUUCUUCAACGCCAUGCAGCAGGGCAAGGACACAGCGGCUGCGCCGACGGGCAAGCGGCUGGACAGGCUGGACGUCAACGUGUCCCUCCUAGCGGAGCAGUACUGCCGCUACCCUCGCUACGGAGACGACGAGAGCUAUAACCUGACUGUACCGCUUUCCGGUGACGCUUUCCUGAACGCCACGACGGUUUGGGGAGCGCUGCGCGGUUUAGAGACGUUCAGUCAGCUUUUCUACCAACAUCCCGACACCAAAGAGUUUCUGGUGAACGUGACGUCAAUACGAGACUACCCGAGGUUCUUCUACAGGGGCAUUCUCGUGGACUGCGUUACACGGUUCCUGCCAGUGAAGACGCUUAAAAGAAACCUGGAUGCGAUGGCCUACAACAAGUUUAACGUGUUUCACUGGUUUCUCGCCGACUGGACCGCCUGGCGCCUAAGACUGGAGGCAUUCCCGAACCUUACUAUGGUGGCGCGACUUCCUCGGCACAUGUACCUGCCCCAGGACGUCGAGGACGUCGUCGAGUACGCCAGGUUGCGUGGCAUCCGUGUGAUCCCAGAGAUCGCCAUCGCCUCUCCUCCUAAGCUACUUCGGGACGCGCUGCCAGGACUGAUGACGUUGUGCCAGCGCACUGACGAGCAGCUCCACGAAGCAAAGCCACCCUGCGCGAGGGACACGGAGUGGGACUUGGCGGAUCUGUCGCACGGCCCCACACGUGAGGUGUACGGCGUCAUCUUCAAGGAAGUCGCGUCUCUUUUCAAGGACGAGUACAUACACCUGGGCAUCAGGCUGCACGAUAGGUUAAAGAUCCCGAGAGACGCACCACCUCAAGUGAUUUCCAUGCUACAGCUGUACAUCGAUAGCGUCAUCGACUUCACCCUCAGCCUAGGUAUAAGGGUCAUGGUCUGGCACGACCUCCUAGGCAUCGAUGUGAAGAUCCCCCGUGACGCCGUCGUGCAAUUCUGCCGCAGCGAGGACCACGAAAGAAGCUCGGUGGUCGAGAAGUUGACCAAGGUGGGACAUCAGGUUGUCUUCUCUUCCCACUGGAACCUGAGUGCAUUUUACUACGGCCCCGACUGGAAGGACUUCUACAAACACGACCCCGCGCGCUAUUACGUGAACGGAGAGACAAGAGACAUGGUAAUGGGAGGAGAGGCCACGCUCUGGACUCACAUUGUCGACGCGACCAACCUCAUACCAAGGGUGUGGCCCCGAGCAUCGGCAAUGGCGGAGCGUCUUUGGAGCAGCGAAUUGAUGACCAACACAGAGGAUGCGGCGUACCGACUGGACGAGCAGCGGUGCCGCAUGCUCAACCGAGGGAUACGGGCACAACCGAUACUGAACGGCUACUGCGGCGACCAGGACCUUGACUACAUGGACAAUUACCCUGUUCUUGAUUGA